This is a messenger RNA of Peromyscus eremicus (cactus mouse), 3374 nucleotides long. RefSeq names its product protein phosphatase 2 regulatory subunit B'epsilon (gene Ppp2r5e). Gene Ontology annotation, molecular function: protein phosphatase activator activity. The record is from RefSeq and is a predicted model, not a curated record. NCBI's taxonomy places the organism in Eukaryota, Metazoa, Chordata, Mammalia, Rodentia, Cricetidae. The transcript is spliced from 14 exons. Gene Ontology annotation, biological process: protein dephosphorylation; signal transduction. The coding region runs from base 677 to 2080 and encodes 467 amino acids. Gene Ontology annotation, cellular component: nucleus; protein phosphatase type 2A complex; cytosol.
AUGAAGUCUCGCUUCCCGUUUGAAGUCUCCAGUGGGCGGGCGUCGGAGGCGGGCUCAGCCAGCCAGGAGGUUCGGUUGCGCGUGUGCCAUGGACUCAGCCGCCCGGUGAUAUUGACAAUAGGAGAGAGAAAGGGGCAUUGACGGGGACCCUGCGCGGGUAGCGAACGGCGGCUCUGGCAGCGGCGGCUCCGGCGGCUCCAGCUCCUCCUCCCGACUCCCGUGCUCGCUGCCGCUGCAGAUCCAGGCUUCCUCCCUCCUCCCCCCUCCCCGCGUCGCCGCCGCCGCCGCCGCCACCGCCGCCGCCGCCGGGUCCGGUGCAACGAGCAGAGGCGCCGCCCGCCGGGAAUGUGAACGAAGAGCCACCGGCCGAGCCGCAACCGGGUCGGUACCGAUUUGAUGGGACGGGCCCGCGGGGGAGGCUCGUGAGGCCGCCGCUGCCACUGCCGGAGCGCUGAGGUUUGGGGGCCAGCCGAGAGGCCUAGAAGCACCGCCGCCACCGCGGAACCGGAGGGACGUCGCCCCGGACUGCUGUAGCCCGGGGCUCUCCGCCGCUGCCCGGACCUCUCCUUGUGCGUCCCGGGCCGCCGCCCGCCCCUGCCGCGGCCCCUAGCCUGCCGCCCGCCCAGCGCAGCCACAGAUCAUCUUCGAUUCUUCCCCAGGAGCUUCAAGUAGGGAUAUGUCCUCAGCACCAACUACUCCUCCAUCAGUGGAUAAAGUAGACGGAUUUUCUCGGAAGUCCGUCAGAAAAGCCAGACAGAAGAGGUCGCAAAGCUCCUCACAGUUUAGAUCUCAAGGCAAGCCCAUUGAGCUCACACCUCUGCCGCUGCUGAAAGACGUUCCAACCUCAGAGCAGCCUGAACUGUUCCUAAAGAAACUUCAGCAGUGCUGUGUCAUUUUUGACUUCAUGGACACGCUAUCUGAUCUUAAAAUGAAAGAGUACAAGCGCUCCACUCUUAAUGAACUGGUGGACUACAUUACAAUAAGCAGAGGCUGUCUGACAGAGCAGACUUACCCUGAAGUAGUUAGAAUGGUAUCUUGCAAUAUAUUCAGAACUCUCCCUCCUAGUGACAGCAAUGAAUUCGACCCAGAAGAAGAUGAACCUACCCUCGAGGCAUCGUGGCCCCACUUACAGCUUGUAUAUGAAUUUUUCAUACGAUUUUUGGAAAGUCAAGAAUUCCAACCCAGCAUUGCCAAAAAAUACAUAGAUCAGAAAUUUGUAUUACAGCUUCUGGAGCUAUUUGACAGUGAAGACCCCCGAGAACGGGACUAUUUAAAAACAGUUUUGCACAGGAUUUACGGCAAGUUUCUCGGGCUUAGAGCAUUUAUCCGAAAACAAAUUAACAAUAUUUUUCUAAGGUUUGUUUAUGAAACAGAACACUUCAAUGGUGUAGCUGAACUGCUGGAAAUAUUAGGAAGUAUUAUCAAUGGCUUCGCUUUACCACUGAAGGCAGAGCACAAACAGUUCCUGGUCAAAGUGUUGAUCCCUCUGCACACCGUCAGGAGCCUGUCACUCUUCCAUGCCCAGCUGGCGUAUUGUAUAGUACAGUUUCUGGAGAAAGAUCCUUCACUCACAGAACCAGUUAUUAGGGGGUUAAUGAAAUUUUGGCCUAAAACAUGCAGUCAAAAAGAGGUCAUGUUCCUUGGGGAGCUGGAAGAAAUCUUGGAUGUGAUUGAACCAUCACAAUUUGUUAAAAUCCAAGAACCUUUGUUUAAACAAAUUGCCAAGUGUGUUUCUAGCCCCCAUUUUCAGGUGGCAGAAAGGGCACUCUAUUAUUGGAAUAAUGAAUACAUCAUGAGUUUGAUAGAAGAAAACUCGAACGUCAUCCUUCCCAUCAUGUUCUCCAGUCUUUAUAGGAUUUCCAAAGAGCACUGGAAUCCGGCUAUUGUGGCACUGGUGUACAACGUGUUGAAGGCCUUUAUGGAAAUGAACAGCACUAUGUUUGACGAGCUGACAGCCACAUACAAGUCAGAUCGUCAGCGUGAGAAAAAGAAAGAAAAGGAGCGUGAAGAAUUGUGGAAAAAAUUGGAGGAUCUGGAGUUAAAGAGAGGUCUUAGGCGUGAUGGGAUAAUUCCAACUUAACAACAAUCUGACCACGACAUCACUAACCCAUGGGGUCACACGCUUAUGUAGUAGAAGGAUGGAGCAACAGUUUUCUGUAUUGUGCAACUUUACAGUAGAUUUCACAUUUGUCUCAUUAUUACAACAGCACUGUAUAUACCUGUCUCUAAGUAAAGGAAAACAUAAGGACUUCAAUCCAAAGUUUGGACAGUAGAUGGACUUCUCAGAACUUUGCAAACAUAAUCAUUGUUCUAACCCUCUUUAAAACAAAACAAAACAAAACAAAAGGUCUUCAGAGAUCUCUUGGUGAAAUUGCUAUGUUAAAAUUCCAUUAUCAGGAGUUCCUUAUUUAUCACUAGCAGAGAGUAUGAUACAAUUUUCAAAUGUGAACAAUCUUAAAUUUAGCUUGUCUUUCUGCUAAGCUGUUAAAUGUAUUUAUAGUAAAGGAAGAAAAGAUUGUCAUUUCUUUAUAAGUUUGUACAACACCCUCCUCUGGACAACUUGACUGUAAUUUGACAUCCUUUCCUUUUGCACAUCUUCAUGAGUCGAAUGUUCACGUGGAAUGGGGCAGUGAAUUAUAGAGGUCCCUGGUGAAGUGUAUCUGCUGGGUGAACAUCUUCCCAGUGCCCAGGUGUUCCUGGUACUCCUUUAGUUUUCAGAUUAGGAGUAAAAAAAGAAGAGGUGAUGAUAAGCAUAAAAAAGAAGAGGUGAUAAGCAUAGUAGCGAAGGGAAUGUUGGGCUUCGUAUCAGAUAUGGUGAGUCCAAAUCAAUGUCUUGAAUCCUUUGAAAACAGGCAGCGGGACGCGCAGGCUUCAGCACCUGCAGCAUUAGCUGCAGACAUCAUUGUGCAUCCAGACCAGAGACAAUUUAGAAAUGUCAGAGAAACAUCCUUUCCGACCCUAUGAAGUAAGAAAGACAGAACACUAAGUGAUAGAACCAUGAAGCUGAGCACCAGGACUGCGCAUCCAAUUGGGAACCCAGUUGAGCAAACAGCACGAACUGUUUGGAGUUGUUGCCUUACUUUCUAAUAUGUACUUACGAAGUAUUUCAGCAAAAGAGGAUGCAGCCUCUGGGAGAAACAAAACAUGUUCCAGUGUUUUUUGUAGAUUCUUGUUCCAUAGCUCAUCACAGCGCCAGCCCUGUUUUUAGCCAGAAAGGAUUCAGGAUCAACAUUAUGCAUUCUGAUAUGGAUGCAUAUUCCUAACUACUGUAUUUGUUACCAAAAGUGGUUCUACAAAUGCUACUGAAAAAAAUCUGGAAAUUCCUAAUGUCCUGAGUAUUAAUAAUAAAGUUUAAAAAAUGCUUUUAUAUCAAA